Messenger RNA from Sinocyclocheilus anshuiensis, 2170 nucleotides. RefSeq lists its product as uncharacterized. The record is from RefSeq and is a predicted model, not a curated record. The transcript has 5 exons. Gene Ontology annotation, molecular function: nucleic acid binding. Lineage: Eukaryota; Metazoa; Chordata; Actinopteri; Cypriniformes; Cyprinidae. Bases 89 to 2170 code for a protein of 693 amino acids.
CUGUAAUUGCUGGAAAGUCAAAAUCAGAGAACCAUGUGACCCCGACACCACAGUGAUAACUGUGAACUUAUAUAAAAAUGGCACAGUCAUGAUACAGGGAAAUCUGAAAACAUUCCAGACCGACUACAGCGCAAUAAUGAAACAAGAGAAAGCCCUAUUAUCUGAAUAUCUAUCAUCUGAGCAGAAUACACAGAGCAGUAGCCCAGAUCUCAAGCCCACCGCUGCAGAGAGCCCUGCCCAGGACCCCUUAUCCCCCCUGCUCAAAUCUAUACCUGUACUCCAGGAGCACUUCACAAGGCUGGAGAUGGAGAUGGUGCAGCUCAGAGAAACCGUACUCAAACAGGAGCAUCACACUGAACUCCAGCAAAACUCAGAGCACAUCACACAGAGACUGUCAGCCCUCACACAGCAAGUCAAAGGUUUACAGACAGAGAAGGACAGCUGUCAGAAAGAGCUGGCCACACUGAGACUCCAGCUACAGGACAGAGAGCAUCUCACACUAGAGAUGAGGCAGCAGCUUAGAGAGUUACAGGAGGAGAGAGAGCAGCAGCACAGUGAGAUCCAGGCCCUGAAAGAGCAGGUGAGAGAGCUGCUCCUGACCAGACAAGAACCAGAGCAGAUCCACAGAGCUCAAACACUGGCCUCCACCCCAGAGCCACCUGCCACAGUCAGCCAGCACCCAGAGAGACCCGACCCAGACCGCUCACAGUCAUCUCAGCGCCUCGUGUCAAGUGCCCCAGCACAACACCAACAGCACCCAUCUGACAGCACAGCACCAACCAGCUCAGAACAGCCAGAAAUAGCCCUGCUCAUUGAUUCAAAUGGGAAAUUCAUCGACAUAAAGAAACUCUUCCCCCGACACAGAGCUCUUAAACACUGGUGUCCCAACACUGACAAAGCCCUGGAGCUUCUGACAGAAUCUCAGCUGGGCCAUCCCAGCCACAUCAUCAUCCACACGGGCACCAAUGAUCUGCGAAGCCAACAGGACAGAGUGUCCGAUUCCCUCAGAGCUGUUGUGGAAAAAGCAAGACACACUUUCCCCAACUCAAAAAUCAUCCUCUCCACUCUGCUUCAGAGAAAAGACUUCCAUCCCAACACAAUCAGUAAGAUAAAUGCCAACAUCUCCAGACAUUGUGCCCUUGUGCCUAAUGUUUACUUGGCACACCACCCAGACCUGGACACCGACUUUCUGUACGAUCAUGUCCACCUAUAUAAAAAUCUGGUACAUAUCCUGGCAAAGAGACUUAAAGACGUCACUCUAAACAGGACCAACCAGACAAGCCCCAGGUGGAGCAGAACCAGCCCUAACCCAGCCACACCAGCGAGACACACCUCAAGAGACAGCAUCCCACCCAGCACUUCAUCUAGAGCCCCAUCCAGAGCUUCAGCGCCCAGAGAGGAGCCACACAGACAGACUCUACAAAAGCCCCACAGGUUCUUCCCUAAGAUCUGGAACCAGGGCCUCAUCAGCCCCAUUCACAAGAACGGAGACAAACUGGAGCCCAACAGCUACCAAGGCAUCUGUGUGAACAGUAACCUGGGGAAGAGGCGUGGAGUGCGACAGGGCUGCAGUUUAAGCCCCACCCUCUUCAACAUCUACAUCAAUCAAUUGGCCAAUGCUUUAGAACAUGCUCCCAUUCAAGGUCUCACUCUCCAUGACACAGAGAUAAAGUGUCUUCUUUAUGCAGACGACCUGGUUCUCCUGUCGCCCACUAAAGAAGGGCUUCAGGACAGCCUGAAUCUGCUGGAGGAUUACUGUCAGACCUGGGCCCUGACAGUCAACCUCCAAAAAACUAAAGUCAUGAUCUUCCAGAAACGCUCCAGAUCUCAGGGACUAACACACACAUUCACACUAUCACACAGAACCAUUGAAACCACAAAGACAUACACUUACCUCGGCCUAAAAAUUACUCCAACAGCCACAGGACCUGGGCACCUCACAGUCAUUGAGUCGACCAUGAACUCCUCUGUAUCCCAAAGUAUUCUAGAGUCAUGUGUGAGGCCAUCCGUCCGACAGCUAAAGCUGGGCCAAUACUGGGUCAUGCAACCGGACAAUGAUACCAAGCACACCAGCAAAUCUACAACACAACGGCUGAAAAAGAAAAGAAUCAAGGUGUUACAGCAGUCCAGUCAAAGUCCAGACCUCAUCCUGACUGAAAUGCUGUGGUGA